Messenger RNA from Cuscuta campestris, 1382 nucleotides. The record is from the annotation of a GenBank genome assembly. NCBI's taxonomy places the organism in Eukaryota, Viridiplantae, Streptophyta, Magnoliopsida, Solanales, Convolvulaceae.
GGCGCAGAUGCGUGAGAGGGAAUAUUCUCAUCAAUUUUUGAUGGGCUUGAAUGAUGUUUUGUAUGGAACCUUGCGGUCGAACUUUCUUGCCCAAGAAACCAUACUUCCUGUGGCAAGAACAUACAACAUUCUUGUCUAAGAUGAAACAUCACGGAAUGGGAUGCACAAUGGAGAAAGCAAAGAGGCAGGUGCGUCUGUGUUUGCUGUGAAAAACAAGAAGGAGGUCAAGGAACUUGUGUGCUCUCAUUGUGGCAAAGGAGGACAUGAUGUUGAGGCAUGCUACAAGCUCAUUGGAUACCCGGAGGGAUGGAUUUUUCGAGACCAGGCUGGAAGAGGAAGAGGGAACAACCGUGGGAGAGGGAACUUCUGCGGUCCAGGAAGAGGAGCGGGACGGUCGACCGUCACGGGCGGUCGAAGUGAAACACCUAGAGAGGAUGCAUUAAGAAGCAACUCAACCACCAGUUACUUUGAAGAUGCUGAGGAACUGUCCACGAGGGAUCAUCUGGACCGUUCCUGGAGGAACGGUGGACCGUCGGGAAAUGGAGAUGCAGAAGAGCUACAGACGAUCGACCUAGUGGACCGUGCCGAUGACCACGGUCGACCGUCGGAAGGGCAGAAUGACGGGCCCUCAGGAGAAGAAUCAACGGUCGACCGUGUCAUGGAGGACGGUCGACCGUCCUCGAGGCAGAAAACUGAUGCACCAGCGCAGCUACAGAUGGUCGACCCCGUGGACCGUUCCACGGAUGGCAGUCGACCGUCCCUGAGGCAGAAAUCUGAUGAACCAGCGACGCUACAGACGGUCGACCCCGUGGACCGUUCCACGGAUGGCGGUCGACCGUCCUCUUCCCAGCAAGCAGUGGAGACUUUGGGGCGUAGUCAGAGGGAAAGACGCCCAAAUCACCGAACACAGAGCAAGGCAGGGAAACGGAGACUCAUCCUAACGGCGUCCAUCCUCCGGUGCCGGCGGCGGAAGAACAGCUCAGCGACCAACAGCGGCGGCAGCGGUUCCCCCACCUACGGCGACAGCCCUCUCAGCAGCGGCAACACCCUCCACCAACACUGGCGGCAACGUGCUGGACACGGCGGUGGCACACCUCCGGCAGCAGCAGCAGCCUUCGAAGACAUCAACAACCAGAAACCCACCAUCGAGAAAGAAGAACAGAGCAGGAGCAGAACGGCGGAGGAGAAAACAAAACAGGGAAGAACAGAUGAAGGAGAAUAACACCCGGCAAUAUAAUCCCAAUUCACAUUCCCAAACCCGACACGAUCCAUCAAGAGAUUCAUAAUUCAAUUCACAAAUUCAUCAUCAAUUACACGAAAAUAUAUCAACGAAUCCUAAUCUAUGAAUUAACUCUAACGAGAGAUAAAUCACUCACCUCAAU